CGUAAAAGGCAGUACAAAGUAAAAAUGUCUACUAUGAAACGUCACUGAUAAAAACAUUCAUUUAAAUGUUUAUUAUAAAUAACUCAGAGGAGAAAAGAAUAAGAAAAAUGCUUUGUAAAUAAUUUUUCUAUGUACUAUACACCAUAUUCUAAUAAGUUUAUUGUUAUAAAUGUAAAUUAUAUUAGUAUUAUUAUAUUGCACAUAAAUGAAAAUUGACGUGCUUGAUGGGGGAAAAAAACAAUUGAUUACAUCUGUGAUUUGACAAGACAAUGACAACAACAAUUAUGUACCACGCCCAAAUUUAGGCGAAUUAAAAUAAACGAUUCUUGGUGAAUCAAUUGUAGAAAUAAUUGUUAAUUUUCUUUUGUUUUUUUUUAAGAAAAGUGCACUUUUUUUUACAAACGUUAUACACACAUAAAUGAUGAGUGUGCAAACACGAUACCCUUACGAGGGUUUACUUCAUAAAUAUACAAAUGCAAUGAAAGGAUGGCAAUAUCGUUGGUUUAUUUUAAGUCCAGAAACUGGUGAAUUACAUUAUUUUCUCACCGAAAUGGAGAAAAGUCAAAAGCCAAGGUGUUCUAUUUAUUUAGCUGGUGCUGUGAUUGCUCCUAGCGAUGAGGAUUCCACGACUUUUACUGUCAAUUCUGCAACAGGGGACAUGAUUAAACUAAGAGCAGCUGACGCUCGAGCGAGACAAGAAUGGGUGGAUAAACUUCGUGCAGUCACGGAAAUGUACACGAGAGCAAUAGCCAGUAGUCAUCCGCCACUUCCUCCGAGGGAGCACAACAAUCCUUCGAUUAGAAAUCCAGUUUCGAAAAUUGAAGUCCUAGACGCAUUCGCCAAUUGUCGUGAACAAUUAAUUAAAGUUGAGAAACACACUGUGGCUCUAUCGCAGACCAUUGAAAACUCCAGCUUCAAUUUAGAUCAAGAUUUAUUAGUCUUAAAAGCUACUGCCCACGCAACAUUUCAUACCUUAAAUCAAUGUUUAAACAUUUUAUAUCAAUAGUUUUUUGCAAAAACAAUUAUACUUCAUGAAAAUACGAACGAAUCGUUAAUAUUACGAAUUUAAGAGGAAUUUUUGCUUUGAGAUUUUUCAUUCAUAGUCUUGAAAAGAAAAAUCUUUUUUCUCAGAAAUAAGAAAUUAGUUUUCUUAGAAAUUUUACAUAAUUUUCUAUUUAUCUCAUUUUUCAUGUUCGUUUAUAAUUUCGAUGUUCUGUGAAAAUGUAAUUAAAAUAUCUUUUUUUUUGUGAGAGCGUAAUUUUUUGUUUCUUACUUGACGAAUUUUUAUUCGUUUUAACGAUAAUUGAUUUACAACGAAACAUUUCUAGUGUGAAAAGAAAAUAUUCUGAGGCGAAUCAGAAAAAUGGAAAAUUAUGUAAAAUUGAAAAUCAUAAAAAUUUCGAAAAUCGAAUAUUUUUCUUUUUUUGGGGAAGAAUUUUGUAAACUGACUUUUUGGCACUUGUGUCAAAAUUAUCAAGUGCGUGAGGUUAAAAUUGUUAUUCCUCUUAUUAGAGAUGCUGUUUUAAGUAUCUCUCUAAUUAUAAUUUUCUUUUUCAACAAAUUCUUAAUUAGAAGGAAUAAACAUAUCAUUAUUGUAGCAGUCGUUCGAUCAUAAUUGUAUAGUACUCUUUAAAAAUUUAAUUAUCGAGAACAUUUACUUAUAUUUACGUUCUUUUCUUUUUACGUACUCUUCUCAUUUCAAUUUCAAUUUUCCUAAAUUUAUAGCUAAAUUUUCCCUUGACGUCUCGUUUCUAAAUUUUAUAUUUGAAAUGAAAAUUUUCCCAUUAGAAAAAUCUUUCUUACUUUUUCUAAUAAUGAAAAGAAAUUUCCAAUUCGGAAAAUCUUUAUUACUUUUUUAUUUUAGUAAAAAAAAUUUCCAAUUCGCAAAAAAUUGUUAUUACUUUUUUAUUUUAGUAGAAAAAAACUGUCCAAUUCAGAAAAUAUCUUUGUUACUUUCUUUAUUUUAGUAAAAAAAAAAUUUUCAAUUCGCAAAAAAUUUUCUAUUUUAGUAGAAAAAGUUUUCCAAUUAGGGAAAAAUCUUCAUUCCUUUCUUUUUAUUUUUAGUCCCAAUUCAAAAUCUCUUUGUUACUUUUUUUCUAUUUUUAUUAAAAAGGAAAUCAAGUACAAAUUAAUACUUAAUAUCUUCUCACGCCAGGGAAAUAAUUUUACAAAAAAAAAAUCUGCUUCCACUUGAAAAAAAUGUCAACUAUAUUAUAUAUACAAAUAUUGUUAAAUUGUAUUUUGUAUUUCGAUUAAAUAUUCGAAAGUUUCUUACAAAAAAAACAAAAUUCUGAAUCAAAAUUCUAAAUUUUAGAAAAAGGAAAUCCGAUUUCCCAAAGACUUUUUUAUAUUAUAAUAAUAAUUUUUAUAAUUUUUGUCCCUUCGGUUCUUGAAGAGUUAAUUUUUUAUUUUGUUUAUAAAUUUGUGGUGUGAAAAUAAUUGGAUACGAUAAUGAUGAGGAUCGAAUGUUAAAUAUAAUUAAUUAAAACGAAACUUUGCAUUUCCAACUGAUAAGGUCGGUUGAUCCGUCUUUGAAUUAUUGUAUAGUGUUUAUAUUUUAUACGACUUUUAUUGUUUCUGCGUUUUUGCAAGUGAAUAAAAACGAAAGGUAAA
Leptopilina heterotoma is the source of this 2613-nucleotide messenger RNA. Its product is annotated as oxysterol-binding protein-related protein 11. Lineage: Eukaryota; Metazoa; Arthropoda; Insecta; Hymenoptera; Figitidae. The transcript has 2 exons. The record is from RefSeq and is a predicted model, not a curated record. Bases 419 to 1006 code for a protein of 195 amino acids.